AUGGCAUCCCCCGGCCCUGCCCGACAGGCCCCACUGGACAAAGAAGACUCUUUUGUAGAGCCCAUUAAAGACAUCCGGCAAGAAACCGCGCAGACCAACGAUAUCUAUAUCGAUGAGGUCGCAGAGAAGAAGCUUCUUCGGAAGUUAGACAUGUGGAUUGUCCCGCCCGUCAUGCUUCUCUACCUGCUCAGCUUUCUAGACCGCGUCAACAUUGGCAAUGCUCGGCUCUUCGGAUUGGAAGAAGACUUGGGCCUUCAUGGCGACCAGUAUCAGAUUGCCGUGUCGCUGCUUUUCGUGACCUACAUUCUAUCUGAACUGCCUUCCAACUUGGUCAUCAAGCAUUUUAAGCCCUCAAGAUGGCUCGCAUUCAUCACUACCGGAUGGGGCAUCGUGGCCACUCUGACAGGCAUCGUCCAGAGCUACUCAGGCUUGAUAGCCUGUCGAAUCAUCCUGGGCGCCCUUGAAGGCGGUCUAUUUCCUGGACUCACCAUCUACCUAACCAUGUUCUAUACCAAGCGCGAAUAUGCCCUACGCAUUGGUUACUUGUUCGUCUCUGCCGCCAUCGCAGGGUCCAUGGGCGGCCUCCUUGCGUAUGGAAUUGGCCAAAUGGAUGGUGUGAGCGGCCUACGAGGCUGGCGUUGGAUCAUGAUCAUCGAGGGCAUCCCAACCUUCAUUCUUGGCAUUGCAGUGUGGUUCUGGCUGGCUGAUGACCCAGACUCGGCGCGCUACCUCACUACCCAAGAGCGCGACCUCAUUGAUGCGAGAAUGCGGCGACAGAUCGGAUACACGAAGUCUUCGGAGCAGAUGCAUAAGUCAGACGUGUACAAGGGCCUCAAGGACUGGAAGAUCUGGCUCUUCUGCAUCGGCCAGUUUGGAGGUGACGUUAUCCUCUACGGCUAUUCUACAUUUCUCCCGACAAUCAUCAAAGGCCUGGGCAGUUGGUCUAACACGGAGGCCCAAGCCCUCACAAUUCCUUGCUAUGCUCUGGGAGCUGUGAGUUACCUCGUCGUGGCAUACCUCUCAGACCGCACACAGCGUCGCGCCGUCUUUGCCGUGCUCUUUGGUCUGAUUUGCACGGCAGGUUAUGCGAUUCUCGUUAGCAAUGUUAGCGGCAAUGUCAAGUACUUUGGAUGCUUCUUGGCUGCAAUGGGCUUGUAUGUAGUGGUUGGCAUUCCAUUGGCUUGGCUCCCAAGCAACAACCCGCGAUAUGGGAAGCGUACUGUGGCCACAGGUUUGCAGCUUACUAUCGGCAACAGCGCGGGCAUCCCGGCUCCUUUCCUUUAUCGAACGAACGAAGGGCCUCGAUAUAUCAAGGGCCAUGCCAUUUCCAUGGGCCUCAUUGCUCUCUCGUCCGUCGUCUACAUCCUAUUUUGGGCAUGGUUCCGCCAUCAAAACAGGAGAAAGGCUGCCGGGAAAGAUGACUACAAAAUUCAAGGCAUGACGGAGGAGGAAGCUGAAGAGUUGGGAGAGGAGAAUCCUCGAUUCAAGUACACAUAUUAA
Molecule: messenger RNA, 1500 nt
Organism: Clonostachys byssicola
Lineage: Eukaryota; Fungi; Ascomycota; Sordariomycetes; Hypocreales; Bionectriaceae
Source: the annotation of a GenBank genome assembly